GCGCGGCCCCUCGCCGCCAGGGCCGCAGUCACUUCCUGCCCCUGUGCCCAUCCGGCUCCGGGGUCAGCGGCCGCCGCUCUGGCGGGACAGGGGAGAAUAAAGUUUUAUUCGGGGAAGGGGAAGCCGGCCGCCCUCGCCCAGAAACGAGCUGCUGGAUGUAGAAGGAAAGCAGGUCGUGCACGCGGAAAAUGCCUCUAAGGGACAAGUGUUGUCAGACUGACCACCAUCACCAUGGAUGCUGUGAACCAGUGCAUCUGUUGGAACCUGGUGAUCCUCCAUUAUUACAGCAGCCUCUGCAAACAUCAAAAUCCGGUAUUCAACAAAUCAUUGAGUGUUUUCGAUCAGGAACAAAACAACUUAAACAUAUCUUGUUAAAAGAUGUGGACACCAUUUUUGAAUGUAAAUUGUGCCGGAGUCUCUUCAGAGGAUUACCAAAUUUAAUUACUCAUAAAAAGUUUUAUUGUCCUCCAAGCCUCCAGAUGGAUGAUAACCUCCCAGAUAUAAAUGAUAAACAGAGUCAAGCCAUAAAUGACCUUCUGGAAGCAAUCUAUCCAAGGGUAGAUAAGCAAGAAUAUGUAAUUAAAUUGGAACCAAUAGAAACUAAUCAGAAUGCUGUAUUUCAAUAUGUAUCAAGGACUGAUAGCCCAGAUGAGAACACAGAAAGUAGUAGUAACCCUGAUCAAGCUCCAGUACAGAUACAGGAACCAAGCACUGAGCAACCCAAGACUGUUUCAGCUCCAGCCCCAGUCCCAGCUGGGGAGACUGUAGAAUUACCUCCUGCUGAUCCCAUUACAAACAAGGUGAUACCUACUCCUGAAGAGCAGCCUCCAGCAGUAAAUCCUGAAUUGGACUCUCUGGAUAAUUCUGAUUUUGGCCACCAGUUGAUAUGUUGCCUCUGUAGGAAAGAAUUUCACUCCAGACGCAGUGUACGCCGGCACAUUCGAAAAGUGCACAAAAAAAAGAUGGAAGAGUUAAAGAAGUACAUAGAAACAAAAAAGAAACCAAAUCAGUGCUCUGCAAAAGGACGAAAUAAGAAUGUUCUUGUAACGUUAGGUAGAAGUUGUCCUGUAUGUUAUAAAUCAUUUGCUACAAAAGCCAACGUAAGAAGGCAUUUUGAUGAAGUUCAUAGAGGAUUAAGAAGGGAUUCCAUUACUCCUGAUAUAGCGACAAAGCCUGGGCAACCUUUGUUCUUGGAUACAGUUUCUGCUAAAAAAUCUUUUAAGACCCGAAAACAAAAGUCGUCUUCAAAGGCUGAAUACAAUUUAACUGCAUGCAAAUGCCUUCUGUGCAAGAGAAAAUAUAGUUCACAAAUAAUGCUGAAAAGGCACAUGCAAAUUGUUCACAAGAUAACUCUUUCUGGAAAGAACUCUAAAAGAGAGAAAGGACCCAACAAUACUGCCAAUGGCACAGAAAUAAAAGUAAAAGUUGAACCAGCAGAUUCUGUAGAACCUUCACCCCCUUCCAUUGCCCUUUCUCCACAGAAUGAAUUAAAGGGAACAAAUCAUUCAAAUGAGAAAAAGAGCACACCGUCAGCACAGAAAAAUAAAGUUAAACAGGACCCUGAAAACCCUAAAUCAACCAGUAAAUCAACCUGUAAAUCAACCUCUAAAUCAACCUCUAAAUCAACCAAUGCAUCUGCUGCAGGUGGCCAGCAAAAAACCAGGAAGCCAAAACUUUCAGCUGGCUUUGACUUCAAGCAGCUUUACUGUAAACUCUGUAAACGCCAAUUUACUUCUAAACAGAACUUGACAAAACACAUUGAAUUACACACAGAUGGAAAUAACAUUUAUGUUAAAUACUACAGGUGUCCACUCUGCUCUUAUGAAACACGUCGCAAGCGUGAUGUGAUAAGGCAUAUAACUGUAGUUCAUAAAAAGUCACCACGCUACCUUGGGAAAAUAACGGCAAGUUUAGAAAUUAGAGCAAUAAAAAAGCCAAUUGAUCUUGUUCUAAAUAAGGUGACAAAAAGAGGCCCUCAAAGGGAUGAAACAAAACAGAUUGGUUCAAAACAGGAUGUCACCUCUAAUUCUCCCAAUAAAAAGUAUGAAGGAGCUGAUGUUGGCAUUGAAGUAAAAGUAACAAAAAACUUUUCUCUGCACCGAUGCAAUAAAUGUGGGAAAGCAUUUGCCAGAAAAGCUUUUCUAGAGCAUCAUAAGAAAACCCACAAAGCAAAUGUAUCUCAUUCACCUGAAGAAAGUAAAACCAAAGGCAGAAGUACAAGAUCUAAAGCUGUUGUCUGGUUCAAGUGAUGUUCGGAAAGUUUGGAGUUCAUUUGAGUGAAAAAGACUUUAGUUUGUUGUUGGAACCGCUAAUAUCUUGGUAAUGGUACUAUAAAGAGGAAAUAUUUUCAUAAGCUGUUGUUUUCUUACUAAAUUAAUAACCAUUCAGACUGCUUGUAGGACAGUGCCUCCUCCCAACACUGAAGUAGUUGAAAUGCACAUGUGCUUCUAAAUUAGCAGUUAUCUCUAUGCAGUUGAGGUUUGACACAGUAUAGAACAAACUUUCUGAAAUUAAAAAAUGUACAGAGGCAAGUUAAUGAACAGCAGCUUUGGAAGAAGAUUUUUGUUCCUCAUUUAGGAAAUCAUCUUCAGAGAGCUCAUCAUGCAUACUGGUCCUCCCUGGCGGUGCUUAUUGAUGAACAGCUCUAACUCUGUUGUGAUAUCCUAUUUUGGAAAAUGUUAUGUUAUAUACUGUUUUAAAUUUAUUACAAAUGAAUGUAUAAGAGCAAACAAUGUAGUGUAUAUUGGCUGAAUUGUACUAAUUUUUAGUAUUUGCCAUAACAUCAGUUUGUUCAUAUUGACUAAUUUCCCAGUUCUGGGACAUUUUGAAUUUCACUGUACUGAAGUUGCUUCAAAGGUGUCCAUUUUGUUUCCAUAUGUGGUUCAUAGGAAAACUUUGUAAACAUCUAGGAAGUUUACAAGAAUAUCCACAUUCCUCUAUUCUUUAAUUAAGAAAAAAAAAUAUACACAAGCACUUUAAUGAUAGUUGCAGUUUAUUUUUUCAGUUUAUUUUUUGAAAGAUCAACACACUAAUGUUAAUAUGAAGGUAGUGAAUAUUUGCUGAUGUAUUAUAGACAGACAAUCUGUGCACAACCACUUAUAAUGUUAGCUUAUUUCAUUAAAUAUUAAUAAAAAGGGAGGAUAGUAUGGGAGAAACUCAAAAUGUUUUUUCUCUCAAGAUCACGAAUGACCACUAUAGGUAGCACUUGACUUUGUAUAAUUUGGAAAAUAUUUUAGAUACCUUGUUUUAACCUUUUAAUCAAGAUUGUAGUAGAACAGUUGCAUGCCUGCCAUUAUGAAAUUCUUGGCAGGUUUCAUGUGUCAGUGAUUUGGGGGUUUUUUGUUUUUGUGUUUUUUUUUUUUUUGUUGUUUGUUUUGUUUUGUUUUUUUUUUUUUUACUUUUAGAAAAUAUUUUGUUUAGUGAUUUGUGUCAAAUUGCUACAAUUUGAAAGGUAUUGUACAUCAGAAGAAAUACCAUGUUUUUUAUAUAGGUUCACUCCCUUACUUAGGGAGGUGCCUCGUGUUCAUAUAUACUUUUUGUAUAAAAUAUAUCUAAAAAUGUUGAUCACAAGAUCAGGAGUAAAAAUACUUUUAUGGAUAGAGAAAUAUUUGGCCCUGUUAGUGCAUUGCACUAAAAAUACUGUGAAUGGGAACUGGACUGUAGCUGUUGCUCAAAAUGUUCUAUAUUGAAUGUACAUGCUUUUGUUUGGAUAAAUGAACUGUAUUUGAUGGAAAAUAAAGCAGACUGGAAAUCACUUUAAAGUGUGCAUAAACAAAAAGAUGUCAUGUUUGUAAACCUGGAAUAUCUAUUGCUCCACAAUCAGAAAUUACUAUGUUUGCAUUUUUGUAAAGUUUUACUCUUUGAUCACUGAAACUAGUUGUUUGUAAUAUUUGUUGUAAUAAAUGUUUUUUUUGUUAUUAAAAGUUUGGCACUUGUGGAGUGAACACUUCUCCACGCUGAUUGUU
Tyto alba (common barn owl) is the source of this 3965-nucleotide messenger RNA. It is a transcript of the gene ZNF800, whose product is annotated as zinc finger protein 800. The record is from RefSeq and is a predicted model, not a curated record. The transcript has 6 exons. Bases 189 to 2249 code for a protein of 686 amino acids. NCBI's taxonomy places the organism in Eukaryota, Metazoa, Chordata, Aves, Strigiformes, Tytonidae.